Molecule: messenger RNA, 2082 nt
Organism: Vitrella brassicaformis
Lineage: Eukaryota; Vitrellaceae
Source: the annotation of a GenBank genome assembly
GCCAGUGACUGUCCUGGCUGUCCUCAUGGUCAUCAUCAUGUGUAGACCAUAUCGACGAGUGAGUUGCCCUUCAUGACCUCCUCCAGCCCUUCCCUGGGUGUGAGGUGGCCGCUGAUGAUCUCGGCGAUGGCAAACAUUAUGGGGUACUUCAGGUCAAUCCGAUAUCCACCCUCCUUGGCCUUGAUCAGCUCCACGAGAGCUGUUGCCGUCGCCACACCCUCUGCAAGACACAUAGGGAGGGAAGGGAGAGACGCCACAGUAGCAGCAUCGCAGCAGCAGCAUCUUCCGUCUCACGUCUGUCUGUCUGUCUGUGUGCCCCAGUACCUGCGACUUCUGAUGAGGAUGCGAGUAUGUCCUCGACCUUUUCGCCACGGCCCAGCCGCACUCCGAAGGCUCGGUUGCGGGAGAGGGGACCGAAGCAAGUACCGAACAGAUCACCCGCACCUGACAAACCUGCCAAUGGACACACAGACAGACAGAGAUACAAGGAGGAAGCAAGGGGCGAGAGUGAAUGAAUGCACCCGUGGCUCAGUGUGUGUAUGUGUGUGUUGACCGACCUACCUGAGAAGGUCGACGCUUUGGCGCCCAUUUUCCUCCCGAACCGUCGCAUCUCCAUCGCCCCCGACGUCACGAUGCCACUGAUCGCGUUGGUUCCUGCUCAGUUCAGAUGACAUACAGACAACAAGUUAUAAGUAUAUGGGAAAUCACGAGGCAUUUCACGUCAGGUGCAUAUGUUUCCCCACCGAGGUCGAGCCCUUCACACAUUCCUGCCGCAAUGGCUAGAACAUUCUUGACUGCACCGCCGAUCUCCACACCUAUCACAUCGUUGCUCGUGAAUACCUGACAAAUCGACACACAGACAGGCGCACACACAACCAAGCGGCCACACAUCCAUCGGUCUGUGCGGAAUCGAUUGCCUGCCUGCCCGUUCCCCCACCUGGAACAUUUCGCCCCUGAGAAUGUUUUGCAGCUCCCGUGCCAGCCGCUUGUCGGUGGAGGCGACCACCACCCCCGUGGCCAGGCCCCUGACGAUCUCCCGAGCGAAUGAGGGACCCGACAGGAAGGCGUAGCUGCGGUUCUUGCCGAGAGUCUCCUCCAGGAUGUCAGACAUCAGCGACAGCGUAUUCGCCUCAAUGCCUGCAUGACACAACACAACAUACUCAACGUGUGUGUCCAUGCAUCCCAUCCGAGUCCCCCACCCACCUUUUGACACGGAGAGCACCGGCACGUUGGGGGGUAUGAGGUGGCUGAUGUUGUUGAGCGUUGCCCGCGAGAACUGCACCGGCACCGCAUGGACGAUGUGCGUCACGUCCUUCAACGCGUCCGCCGCGUCAGUGGUGGCCCUCACACUCUCGGGGAACCUGGCAUCGCUCAGGUACUUGGGGUGCCGUCUUUCCGUGUUGAUGCACUCAGCAUACUCCUGACUGCGCAAGAGGAUGGUGGUGGGGAUCUUCUUCUGCCCCAGCAGCCACGCGAGAGCCAGGCCGAAGUUGCCGCCGCCGAGGACGGUGAACCUGGGAGGGUAGCACAGCGGGAACUCUUGGGCGUUGAGGAUCAUUUGCGGGGGAGGGCAGAGGGGGGACCGCCGAAGAGAGAGGGAUGGCCUCAUAGGGUGAUGCUGUACCGGCCUCAUGUGCGGCCGGAACGCUUCACAGACGAGCGGCAGGGUGGCAACAAAGGGCACGAGGGCCAAGAGCAGCGCCUGCGGUAUCCUUGGGCCAACGUGGAGCGCCGACGCAGCAUGCGCCUCUGGCUUUUGCUCGGAUGGAUGUGGCCGUCCCAGAGCCCUCCUCAACCUCCUCGGCUGCUGCCGCUGAUCCCUCCUUUGCCACGAAAAUGAGAAUGAGUCGGUGUGUCCAUCUGCCCUGUCCAGCUCCAUUGCCACUGCUUGGACAUAAGAUCUGGUGCAAGGUGGGCAUUCUGCUGCAUCAAGAUGCCUCGUCGCCUCCGUCUGCCUGACGUCCUCGCCGUCUUGAGUGACCUCCUCGCUGACCGCCAUCGAUGUGAGUGCCAGAUCAGCGACAAGAUAGCAUCACUCACGCCUUCCGGAGGUGACUCGCAAGUCCUCUGGUCCAAGAUCCC